Messenger RNA from Myotis daubentonii (Daubenton's bat), 1019 nucleotides. RefSeq names its product tyrosine 3-monooxygenase/tryptophan 5-monooxygenase activation protein beta (gene YWHAB). Lineage: Eukaryota; Metazoa; Chordata; Mammalia; Chiroptera; Vespertilionidae. The record is from RefSeq and is a predicted model, not a curated record.
AUCCGGAGCGGAAGUGGUGACCGGAGCGGAAGUGGAGCUGCCGCCACCGCCGCCGCGGAUUCCGGAGCCGGGGUAGCUGUCGUGCCGCCGCUGCAGCCGCCGCUGCUGCUUGAGGAGUGGGCCUGGGAAGGAAGCGGUCGCCGCGCUCGGAGCUCCGCUCGCCAUCGUCUUUGCCCCUGCCGACCUCCCACGGGAAUGACCAUGGAUAAAAGUGAGCUGGUACAGAAAGCCAAACUCGCCGAGCAGGCUGAGCGCUAUGAUGACAUGGCUGCAGCUAUGAAGGCAGUCACGGAACAGGGGCAUGAACUCUCCAAUGAAGAGAGAAAUCUGCUCUCUGUCGCCUACAAGAAUGUGGUAGGCGCCCGCCGUUCUUCCUGGCGUGUCAUCUCCAGCAUUGAACAGAAAACAGAGAGGAACGAGAAGAAGCAGCAGAUGGGCAAAGAGUACCGGGAGAAGAUAGAGGCAGAACUGCAGGACAUCUGCAACGAUGUUCUGGAGCUGUUGGACAAAUAUCUUAUUCCCAAUGCUACACAACCAGAAAGUAAGGUGUUCUACUUGAAAAUGAAAGGAGAUUAUUUUAGAUAUCUUUCUGAGGUGGCUUCUGGAGACAAUAAGCAAACCACUGUGUCGAACUCUCAGCAGGCUUACCAGGAAGCAUUUGAAAUUAGUAAGAAAGAAAUGCAGCCUACACACCCCAUUCGACUUGGCCUGGCACUGAAUUUCUCAGUGUUUUACUACGAGAUUCUGAACUCUCCUGAAAAGGCUUGCAGCCUGGCAAAAACGGCAUUUGAUGAAGCAAUUGCUGAAUUGGAUACACUGAAUGAAGAGUCGUACAAAGACAGCACGCUGAUCAUGCAGUUGCUUAGGGACAAUCUCACUCUGUGGACGUCGGAAAACCAGGGAGAUGAAGGAGAUGCUGGGGAGGGAGAGAACUAAUGUGUAUUGUGCUCCGUGAUCUGUUCAGUGUCACUCUGUACCCUCCAAAUAUAUCCCUUUGUGCGAUAAAAAAAAAAAAAGAA